AUGAUGCGCGUGACGGCCGCCUUUUGCAUCUACGGUUCCCAGUCUUCCUCCUCUUCGUCCUCUUCUUCCUGCGCUUACGGUAGCCAUUUUGGCCCCAGCCCUUGUGCUUGCAACCUUGUCUUGCAUUUGUGGUCUGUUUUUGCCACUCGCUUGUCGGCACUCCGUCUUCGCCACAUGGUGUUCGUGAAUGCCGACGGAUCUCGCAUGGUGGCGCUGGUAAUUGGCAGCGGGCCCAGAGCUCGCAGCCUUGGCAUGUUCGAGAGGAUGCACGAGUUGGGCAUGAGCACUGUCGUCGUUGAUGGCGAGGGUUCUUGGGUUCAUGAGAUGGAGGCCACUGGCGUGGUGCACAAGGUGGUGGUCGUUCCAGGCCUCCGACAACUUCCGCAGGAAGCGGAGCUCGCCGAUGCAGUCGUGGACGCCUUGCGGGCCGCGUCGAUUGGCAACGUUACCGGUGCCUACAACGCGUACAACAAGUACUUGCUCUUGACCGCUUUGGUCGCAGAGAGGCUCGGUGUGGUGACGAACAGCUACGAGGCAGUACGAAUGCGUGUUCAAAAACGAAACCCGCAAGUGCCUCGUUGCCCAUGGGCUGGAGCCGUGGAAAUCGUUCCCAUGUUCUACGACGCAGGACAUUGA
Prorocentrum cordatum is the source of this 636-nucleotide messenger RNA. NCBI's taxonomy places the organism in Eukaryota, Dinophyceae, Prorocentrales, Prorocentraceae. The record is from the annotation of a GenBank genome assembly.